Messenger RNA from Sporothrix brasiliensis 5110, 684 nucleotides. RefSeq lists its product as uncharacterized. The transcript has 2 exons. The coding region runs from base 1 to 684 and encodes 227 amino acids. NCBI's taxonomy places the organism in Eukaryota, Fungi, Ascomycota, Sordariomycetes, Ophiostomatales, Ophiostomataceae. The record is from RefSeq and is a predicted model, not a curated record.
AUGGAUCCCGACUGCGCAAUAUGCGGUGCGCCGGCCAGCUUCGCCUGCGAAUGCGAGGCCCAACGUCUCGAGCUGGCCAUAUCACAGGCCGAAAAGCAGAUGAUGCAGUCCAUAUAUGAUGAUAUCAAAACAUGGGUUCGCGAACACGCACGCGACUACAUUCUCGACUACUUUGCGCUUCUCAAAGAAAGACGACUCAAGGCCCACGACCAAAACAUGGACCGCAUCAAGCGGCUUGCAUACCACUACCACACACAACCGCACCCCGGCGAAAUUCAGCAGGCCCAGAUGGCCUUCAAGCGCGGUAUUGACGAGGAUUGGCAGUCGUCCGUCCAGCGCUACCCAGAGGUGCUCGGGUACUACUACAGCUUGGUCAACCUUACCCUGCCAUCCGACGACGAUCCCAUGGUGCGUGACCCGCCGCUCAGCGCUCUGUCCGGAACCCGAAAAUCCGGCCGCCGAACCGCCGCGCCUGCCACAGUCGCCAGCGGCAUGGAGAGCAUCGGUGCUCCCCCGCCUGUACCCCCUCCGCAGCGCAUCAGCAUGUACGGACACCCAAGAGAGAUCCGCGGACGGACCCCGCCACCACCGCCGGCUUCGGAGCGCAUGGCGCCUAGGACGCCCGUGCCCAUACCACGCUCCGCCUUCCGACAGCCACCGCCCUCUUACAUGCCCCAUUACUAA